AAAACAGCCAAACCAAUUCCAAAUUUCAAAAGAAACUAUUUCCAUCACUUGCUAUAACCGGCAUGAACUUUGUUUGUAACACAUCAAAGAUUAAAACUGGAAAAUGAAGAAUCAGAAAGCUAGUUGGGCAAGUAAACUGAUAUUGAAGUUUUUACCUUUGUCUCUCCCCAGAAACUCCAUUGUCUGUCAAUCUGAUUGUGGCAUAUGAUAAACAAAAAAGGAAAAGAAAAUAAAUUAGCACAAGAAUACAAUGCAUCAUUUAAUUGUAGAGAAAUGAUAGCAACGCACUCUUGUAAACACAUUCUUCAACACACUUUGCCAGCACUCCUCUUAAUGGUAAGGGAGGAAAGAUUCCCUUCAUGAAAACCAAGAACAAGGCUGAGCAAUUUAUUAGGGCUUUUGAUGGUUUUAAAGUGCUCCGUCUUUCUUAUAAACAAGGUAGAGAUCAAACACGCCGAUUCUCCAUGUACAUUUUUCUUCCAGAUGCAAAAGAUGGAUUGUCAACUUUAAUUCAAAACUUGGCUUCAGAGUCUGGUUUCUUGGAACAAACCUUUCCUCGCCGAAAACUUCCAGUAGGUCACUUCAUGAUUCCAAAAUUCAAGAUUUCUUAUAGUGUUAAAGCUGCUGAUGUGCUCAAGGAGCUUGGAGUUGUUUCACCUUUCUCUCCACAGGAUGCCGAUUUUUCAAAAAUGCUGGAGGCCUCGGGUAAAUUACACGUGGAAACCAUAUUUCACAAAGCAUUCAUUGAGGUAAAUGAACAAGGGACUGAAGCUGCAGCGGCCACUUUGGUGCGUGGGGCACGAAUGUGCCGUUCUCAAAUUCCAGCUGGUAUAGACUUUGUAGCUAACCACCCUUUCCUCUUCUUGAUCAGAGAAGAUUUCACCGGAACAGUCCUCUUCAUUGGACAAGUGCUCAAUCCUCUUGAUGGAGCAGACCCCCCGUCGUACAUGGAUGAUGAUAAGCCAGUGGUUCCAAAAAAGAGGAAGAUGUCAAGUAAAAUAUGAUUCAGAUGGCGAUGAUGGAGGAGAAAUAUUAGUGGGUUGAAUUAAUCUUGUGAUAGGACAAAAUUUUAAAUUCCAAGUACUCUGUAGGUUGGUAUAACUUAUGCAAUGUAUUAUUUUGGAUGCCAUUAAAUUAUUGGUACUUUGUUGGUCCAUAUAUCUUAUGCAAUAUAUUAUUUUGGAUGCC
Messenger RNA from Lotus japonicus, 1188 nucleotides. RefSeq names its product serpin-ZX-like. Gene Ontology annotation, molecular function: serine-type endopeptidase inhibitor activity. The coding region runs from base 360 to 1004 and encodes 214 amino acids. Lineage: Eukaryota; Viridiplantae; Streptophyta; Magnoliopsida; Fabales; Fabaceae. The record is from RefSeq and is a predicted model, not a curated record. The transcript has 2 exons.